Messenger RNA from Chaetomium fimeti, 2636 nucleotides. RefSeq names its product kinase-like domain-containing protein. The transcript has a single exon. Bases 229 to 2421 code for a protein of 730 amino acids. The record is from RefSeq and is a predicted model, not a curated record. Gene Ontology annotation, molecular function: protein binding; protein serine/threonine kinase activity; ATP binding. Gene Ontology annotation, biological process: protein phosphorylation. Gene Ontology annotation, cellular component: nucleus; cytoplasm. NCBI's taxonomy places the organism in Eukaryota, Fungi, Ascomycota, Sordariomycetes, Sordariales, Chaetomiaceae.
UCAACCAAGAAUUUCGGACCAAACAACCCAACCCUCUCUAGACUCCUUGCUUCUGAUAAGGACUCGAAUUUCUCGCUUUUCUCUCAACCUCAUUGAGUUGCGUGUUUUAAGCACUGCUUGGUAGGAUCGGAUGCAUGGCCCCUGCAUCCUUCUCUUGGCCCGGAGAUGCCGUGGGACUGACGCUCCUUGCCAUGUAGUGUACACGAACUCACUAGUGUACGAAUAUGUAUGUACAUCAUCAUUUACAAGGCGCAUGAGCAUGACUUUGCGACGCGCACCAUGUCAACGACUCCCUACCUGCCCGGUGUCCUCGCCGUAACACUCCAUGAAGGCGCGGGCUUUUCUGCGGCGGAUCGGUACCGUGAACUCUUCAACGGUCAUGAGCCCAACUAUCCGAGUCCGUCUUCUCGCCGCCAGUACCACCUCCCAUAUGCCUUGUUAGAUUAUGAGAGAUCCCAAGUCACUGUUGGUUCCCUCUUAGGAACCACUGAGAAUCCUCGGUGGAUAGCACAACAUGGUGCAACCUGCAAAUUCGAUAUAUCGCGGGCUGCUGAGUUGGCGAUCCGACUGUACCUCGAGGACCCGAAGGCGCGUAAAGGAAGUCAAGACGUGUUCCUUGGCGUGGCGAGAAUAAGCCCCUUUGAUGGAUGGAUGGUAUCAGGCCCGCGGUGGUUGGAGAUUCAAGGCGGCACUGGCAAAAUCCUCGUCAGCCUGGAGUACACUCACGUCGAGAACAAGGCGCUCGAAAUUGACACAUCCGACUAUGCACGGCUGAGUCCAUCCGGAGACGUCUUGCAAGUCAAGAAACAAGAUACCCAACGACGAUAUGCGAGGAAGACAAUUAGGGGAGCCCAAUCCAGCAUCUUCAUGUUGUGUGACACCGCGGCCCAACUCAACCACCCCUUCGUCGCACCCCUCGCAUUCACUCACCAGUCAACCAAAGGCCUCCAGUUGUAUACGCCAUUUGUUAAUGGGGGUCAUCUUUUCAGCCACCUGCAAGGACCGCAACGCUUCGACCUCGAGAGGACCAGAUUGUAUGCCGCCGAGAUCGUUUGCGCGUUGGAGUAUCUGCACAAUGCCAACAUCAUCGGCUGGCUGAAGGCCGGAAAUGUCUUGCUGGACUCGUUGGGACAUGUCACUCUGUGCGGUUUCGGCCUUUUUAUGCAACAGAUCGAGGACGGGGAACAAGUCCGCCGUAGGAGACCCGAAUAUCCCGCUCCGGAAUCACUUCUUGACGAUGGGAACACGUCCAGAGCGGCCGAUUGGUGGACAUUGGGCGUAUUUCUCUAUGAAAUGCUGACGGGACUACCACCGUUCUACGAUAAUGACGUUGAAAAGAUACGUCUCAAUAUCCAAAGCCAGCCCCUCGAGUUCCCUAAGUCAUUCCCACCAUCUGCCACGGAUGUCUUGACUAAGCUGCUUGAUCGUGAACCUGGCCAACGAUUAGGGGCGGGUGGCGCCGCUGAAGUCAAAGCCCAUCUCUUUUUUGGGGGUAUUGACUGGAAAAAAGUCAUGGAAAGGGGUUACGAGCCUGUGUUCAAGCCCAGUUAUUCCGCCAGUUCCUUCCAGUACCAUGGCGUCGACUAUCCCCCUGAACGAUGGGUCUCCUUAGAGGAACGACUGAAGCAGUUCGCCGGAUUCACAUACAACCGACCUCCGAGCAAACCCAAACCCACCACCACCCCCUCCCAGAAACCACUCCAACCCAUCACCACCAAGGAAACCGGCCUCCCAUCCCCAGACCAGCCUGCCCCUGACCCAUCCCAUCCCCCAACAACAGCACCCCCAUCCACAAGCACAACCCCCCCAACACUCCCCCCAUCAACAUCACCAACCCAAACCCGCAUCACCUCCACCCAAGCCCUCACCCACGCCAUAACCCACCGCAACCACCCCCUCAUAACCGCCCUCCUCGCCCAGGGCACCUCCCCCAACUUCCACCCCUCCGACCGCCCCGCCCCGCCCCACCCACUCGACAACGGCUGCUACAUCGGCGAAGCCCGCCACGACCCGCGCACCGACUACACGCCGCCGCUGGUGCGGGCGGUGCAGAUGGGGGACACACCUGUGGUGCGGUUGUUGCUCGCUGCGGGGGCGGAUGCGGAUGUGGGGUAUCAUGGUCUGGGUGACUGGGAGUGGGAGGAGGAGGGGGAUGGGGAUGGGGAUGGAUAUGGGUGGUUGGGGGAUAAGGAGCCGGUGCGGUUUGUGUGUGGCAGGCCGGUGCAGUUGGCGAUGGAGCUGGGGUGGGAGGAGGUGGUGAAAGUGUUAGUAAGGGAGGGGGGCGCGGAUGUUGGGCUGGGGCGGCCGGUUUGGGAUGUGCUGGGGCAUGAGUGUAAGGUUGUGCCGAGGGGGGUGUAUUUGAGGGUUGUAAGGGGGCUGAGGGAGGUGGUGGCGGGGAUGGGGAGGGAGGUUAGGGGCUGAGGUGGUUUUGGUGUUGGGGGCAGGGGGGUGUGGAGUUGUGGCGUUGAGGGAAGUUGAGCUAUCACUUUUGCUCUGCGGCGUGCUUUGUCGUUAAGGUGAGAGAACAAAUCUGAAACUGUGGAAAGAAUGACAGCUCGAAAGAUAGGCUAGUCAAUAGAAAUGGGAGGGUUCUUGCAUCAGCAAGGGGUAACCGCGGGCGAUUGCAUAUGCGCUCA